Cladophialophora bantiana CBS 173.52 is the source of this 519-nucleotide messenger RNA. RefSeq lists its product as uncharacterized. NCBI's taxonomy places the organism in Eukaryota, Fungi, Ascomycota, Eurotiomycetes, Chaetothyriales, Herpotrichiellaceae. The transcript has a single exon. Bases 1 to 519 code for a protein of 172 amino acids. The record is from RefSeq and is a predicted model, not a curated record.
AUGACAGCCGCGAAAGUGGCUGUCAACGAUCAAGGCUUUCGCGAAAUCCAAGGCGAACCGUUCCAGUAUGGUACUCUCGACUUUGACAAAGAAGAGAUCCGCUUUCUCGUUCUGGAGCGAUACGCCGCUGGAGACGAUAAUAAGGGAGGGCCGGGCAGCGACCUGGUCAGCCGCAACAUCGAGACUCAGCCGCUAAGCCAUGCCGACCCUUUCGUUGCUGUCCGGAACGCCCAAGGGUACCGACUCCUCGAGGAACUGAUCAUCGUCAACGGCAAGUGCCUCGUUGUCUCGGCUGCGCUGGAAAGAUUUCUGCGACACUUCAGACGGCCGGACAGAUCUGUGAGGCUUUGGAUCCGAUAUAUAUGUGUCAACCAGUGCAACGCGGACGAAAUGUCUCGCUACUGGACCCGCGAAUUCCAGGACAAGAUGUACGAGGCGGCGCAAUCGGUGGUGGACAUGCAGCGGUUUCUGCGGGAUCUACUAGAUCGACGAGCGUUUGAAAAAGUGGUUGACUCCUGA